Molecule: messenger RNA, 630 nt
Organism: Peromyscus eremicus (cactus mouse)
Lineage: Eukaryota; Metazoa; Chordata; Mammalia; Rodentia; Cricetidae
Exons: 2
Source: RefSeq, a predicted model, not a curated record
AUGGGUGAAACAGAAGACAGGAAGGCUGCAUCUGUGAAUUCAGAGGCGCUCAGCCCUUCUCCUUCCAAGAGAAAGCAGCCAGUAGACCGGAACGGAAAAGGGAAGGAGAGCCUUCGAAAAGGCCACCAAGGAAGGGACCACCUUCAAGAGAAGAGGAAGGCGAGCCCACCUCCCGCCAGAGAGAGAGGAAGGGACAAGCCUGAGUGUACCCCAGCAAAACAACACUGGGCAAGACAUUCUCGGCACACAAAACCGCGUGUCAAGGACAGAGGCCCCACCUAAGAUCUCCUGUGAGUUCUCAAUCCUAGCUGCUCUGUAGACACCGGCGCUGCACCACACAACACUCCCAAGAGGCGCAGACAAUGUUCUCCAGAAGCUGCCUCAUCCAGGGCGCUCUCACCGCUAUCCAGAGUCAUCAUCCACGUGGGUGCCUUGGAAGUGGCCCUGGGAGACCUGCAGGCCCCCGGAGGGGCAUUCCUGCGUGUGCCCUUGAACAGCACGGAGCCCACCUUCUUGCAGCAUGCCUGGCUCACAUGGCAGCUGGCGCAUGCCAGGGCAGCUCUACACUGGUUACUUUACACAGUCAGUUCCAUCUUGGCUGCGCGGCUCUGGCUGCCCAGAUACACCUAG